UGGACCUGUUCAGUGUGGAUCACUACCCUUCUUUUCAGGCUGUGUCUUUUGUCAGUCCUUAAUUCACACAAGUUUCAAGACAGAAAUGAAGCAGAAAAAAUCAUCUGAUAAGAAAUAUGUUCCUGUUAGUAACUAUGAGAUUUUGUUUGCUUCUCUGAUUGCAGUUUUUUUGUGUGUUUCUGUUGGACUGCUUGCACUUUCUUGGUUAUCAGUCCAGGAGCUGGAACAGGCUGAAGCAGAUGUGAAUAGUCAUGGCUACAUGGGAAUAUUUAAAAUAAUCUCUGGAACAUCAUUCAUUCCUGCUUUGCAAAACAGUUCAUCAGCUGAUUUCAAAGUCCUUGCCUUUGAUGUUGAACAAUUGGUACUAAAGGUCUUUCAAGAAAGUGAUCUGAAGAACACAUUUGGGAGAUGUGACAUUUCCCAGUUCAAGAAGUCUGAAGAUGGCCUGAAAAGAUUUGAGAAGUCAGAGACUGGUGUUGUUGUGAUCUUCAAACUUUAUUUUACCCAGAUGGUAACAGCUGAGAAAGUAAAAAAUGAGCUGGUUUUGGGUGUCAACACAAGUAACCCUAAUCCUACCCAGACUUUGAAAAUUGAUGUGAACAGCAUUCAAGUCACAGGUAACAUCACUGAUGAAAAUCUUACCACAGUGACACCUUUACCUUCAUCAGAUCCCACGAGUCCAAUUACAAGUUCCUUGACACCAACUUCAGGUUCAGCACAACUCACCACAAGCACGACCUCAACAGCUGCUGCUGUGUGUUUGCCAUAUGCUGAACGCUGUGAUGACAAUGUAACCUGCAUUAACUAUGAUUUCUUUUGUGAUGGAGUCUUGAACUGCCCGGAUGGUUCAGACGAAUCUGAAAAAAGAUGUGCUUCAGUUUGUGAUGGAAAAUUCAUGUUGACUGAUUCCUCUGGGUUUUUUCACUCUAUGAAUUACCCAGAGCCAUAUGAUGCAGAUAUCAUUUGCCAAUGGAUAAUACUAGUUCCUCAAGGUUUGUCCAUUAAGCUGAACUUCACUUCCUUUGAAACACAACAAUAUGCAGACGCAUUGGAUAUUUUUGAAGGUGUAGGACUAAACAAGAUUUUAAAAGCUUCUCUGUCAGGGACAAAUACUGAAACAAUUUACAUUUUUUCUCAUGAGGUUACAGUACAGUUCACAACAGAUUAUGAUGAAAAUUACAGUGGCUUUAAUGCAACAUACACUACAUUUAAUGCAAGUGAACUAAACAAUUAUGAGAAAAUCAAUUGCACUUUUGAAGAGGGCUUUUGUUACUGGAUACAAAAUUUAGAUGCUUCUUCAGUAUGGGAAAGACUUCAGGGUCCUACCUUUCCUGUGAUGAGUGGUCCUGAGUUUGAUCACACAUUUGGCAACAUCUCAGGAUUUUACAUCUCAACACCCGUUGGAAUGAGAUAUUUUGAAGACCAAGUCCGGAUUAUUAGUUUGCCUUUGGUCUCUUCAGAUAUAUAUUGCCUAAGCUUUUGGUAUUUCAUGUACAGUCCUAAUGUCUAUCGUUUGAGAGUCAGCAUAAGCAAUGAGGAUGAUUUGGAAAAGGUCAUUUUCGAGAAAGAAGGAAACUAUGGAAACAAAUGGAAUUAUGGACAAGUAACUUUAAAUGAAACAUCCGAUUUUAAGGUUAUUUUCGAUGCCUUUAAAAAGCCUAACCCCAGUGACAUUGCCGUGGAUGACAUUGGCCUGACAAAGGGAAAGUGCAAUGAUAGCGGUUACAUAGAGCCAACUGCGAUGCCAAUUACUACUACUGCCCCUUCAGUUCCUACUGACUGUGGAGGGCCAGUUGAACUCUGGGAGCCAAACAGUACAUUCAGCUCUGAAAACUUCCCAAACAAUUACCCUAAUCGAGCUACUUGUGUGUGGUACUUAAAUGCCGAAAGUGGAAAAAACAUUCAACUUCACUUUCAGGUUUUUGAUCUGGAUAGUGUUGAUGAUGUGGUUGAAAUCAGAGAUGGCAGAGGACCAGAUUCCUUACUUUUGGCUGUCUACACAGAACGAGACCUGUUGCCAGAUGUCUUCUCCACAAGAAACGAGAUGACAGUGAUCCUCCGCACGGACGAGUCUGGAGCAAGGAAGGGAUUUCUUGCAAACUUUACUACUGGCUACAAUCUAAGAGCUUGCACAGUUGAUGAGCAUCAGUGUGGUAAUGGGAAAUGUAUACCACUGAGUAACCUUUGUGACAAUGUACCUGACUGUGAAGAUGGCUCGGACGAAGUAAAGUGCGUGAGAUUACUUAAUGGCUCCCUAAUCACCGAAGGACUGGUACAGGCCAGGAUUGGGAAGACGUGGCACCUGGCAUGUGCAGAUGAUUGGAAUGAAGAGAUUUCAGACAGUGUUUGCCAGCUGUUGGGGUUCGGGAAUGCAAAUAUGUCAUCAACUGUAUUAUUCACUGGAAACGGCCCAUUUGUCAACAUCACCGAAGGAGUGAACCACAGCCUAAUAUUUACAAAAAGAGAACACUGUUUGAACAACCUGGUGGUUCAUCUGCAAUGUAACAUUCAAUCUUGUGGAAAACACCUGGUAACUCAGACCAACGCCACAAGGAUUGUAGGUGGAAGUUACGCCAGAAGAGAGGCUUGGCCUUGGAUAGUUUCACUCCAUUUUAAUUUACUACCUGUUUGUGGAGCUUCCCUUGUCAGUGACGAGUGGCUGGUGACAGCAGCACAUUGUGUAUAUGGGAGACAACUAAAACCAUCUCGAUGGCAAGCAGUCCUUGGCCUGUAUGCUCAAUCAGAUCUGACUCAGCCUUCAACAGCAGUUCGAAACAUCGAUCGAAUAAUUAUGAAUCCUCAUUACACGAAGCAAACAAAAGAUAGUGAUAUUGCUCUAUUGCACCUACAGCACAAAGUGCAAUAUACAGAUUACAUACAACCUAUCUGCUUACCAGAAGAAAACCAACAGUUUUUACCAGGAAUUAACUGCUCCAUUGCUGGCUGGGGUUACAUUGAGAAUGGAGGUCCCACUUCGGAUAUAUUGCGAGAAGCAGAGGUGCCCCUCAUUUCGAAUGAGGAAUGCCAAGAAUGGAUGCCAGAAUACAGUAUCACUGAGAAUAUGCUCUGUGCAGGAUAUGACAUGGGAGGAAUAGAUUCCUGUCAGGGAGAUUCAGGUGGUCCUCUGACAUUUGAAGAUGGGGACAAGUGGUUUUUGGUUGGUGUAAUAUCAUUUGGCUACAGGUGUGCACUUCCUGAACGACCAGGAGUGUAUGUUCGAGUCACCAAGUUUGCGGACUGGAUCAAAAAUGUCAUCUAUUAGCUGGGUAUUUUUUAAUUAUAGAGAUAUAAUUGAAAUGUUGAAAGUAAGACAGACUGGCCUGUUAAUCUCACAGAAAAACUGAAUAUUUAAAUUUUGAGGAAGAAAAUAUUAGUAACUGAAAACUCCAUUUCCAAUUGAGAGCAAUAUUUCAAAAUAAAUGUUGUGGGUUUAUUAAUAAAUAGUUUUAUCAUUUUACUUUUUUUUUUUAUAUGAGGGUGUGGGAAAACAGUUUCUUUGAACACCAGUGCAUUAAAUGCACAGUGGAGGGUUUUACAAAGCAUGGGCAGUAAAAAAGAAAAAUAUAAAAAGUUUCCAAACUGCAAAUGCUUUAGUGAAAAAGAAUCAAAAUUAUUAAUAUCAGGUGAAAAAACCACCUGGUUUUAUGUUUUUAUACUGUGUUUUUCAAUGUGCAAUUUGAUUUAAUGCAUAGUCAACUCUUUCCCAGUGAUCUGUCUGAAUAUCAAAAUAAAGGUUUGUUUAAACUGGGCUUAUGGGAGUCCCUCUGCAUUGUCUAUUACAAAAAGCUCUGAAAUGAGGUUUAUGGAUUGUGCAUAAGGGCAUAAGGGCUGAUCAUGUAUCAUGAUCCUUUCUGAUGAAUAAACUGAAUGUUAGCUGAAA
Molecule: messenger RNA, 3880 nt
Organism: Pseudopipra pipra
Lineage: Eukaryota; Metazoa; Chordata; Aves; Passeriformes; Pipridae
Gene: TMPRSS15
Product: transmembrane serine protease 15
Exons: 28
Coding region: 86-3262 (1058 amino acids)
Biological process (GO): acrosome reaction; proteolysis
Cellular component (GO): membrane
Molecular function (GO): protein binding; serine-type endopeptidase activity
Source: RefSeq, a predicted model, not a curated record